Molecule: messenger RNA, 570 nt
Organism: Aegilops tauschii subsp. strangulata
Lineage: Eukaryota; Viridiplantae; Streptophyta; Magnoliopsida; Poales; Poaceae
Source: RefSeq, a predicted model, not a curated record
AUGGUCUUGCCGAAGCUCCGGCACGGGGAGCAGCAAGGGGCGGCAGAGGCAACGGAGGCGCUGGCACGCUCACAUCAGAGCAGAAGAUCACGGGCGUCUCUGGAGCAUCGAGCAGGAGCAGCAGCGAGGCGAGGCGCUAGAGGGCGCGGCGCGGCUGGACGAAGGCCAUGGCCGCGGUCGAUGGAUGAAGGCAAGGCGACGCAACGGCGAAGGGGCAUGGCUCCGGCGGAGCUGCUCGCUGGCGGUGGCCGGAGGCAGAGGCGGGGAGGCGGCGGCGAUCCAGCGAUGUGGGGCAGGAAGGGGAGGCGCGAGGAAGGAGGGGCCUGCAUGGGCGCGCGCAUAGGGCGGCGGCCUGCUGGUGGUCGGGAACUCGCGGGCACGCCAUCAGCAGAGGACGGCGCGCGGGGCUCUGCUCCUCUCUGCGUGGAUGGCAGCGCGAGAGGAGGAGAGGGAGACGAGCGAGAGCAGGGGAAUCGAGCAGGAGGCGGCGCUGGAGGAAAGAUUGAGAGGAGGGGGGUCGGGCUAGGUCUCCUGGCGGCGAGGGUUAGAGCUGGGCGCGGCUGGGCCUAG